This is a messenger RNA of Neopsephotus bourkii (Bourke's parrot), 924 nucleotides long. It is a transcript of the gene PRRG4, whose product is annotated as proline rich and Gla domain 4. The record is from RefSeq and is a predicted model, not a curated record. Gene Ontology annotation, cellular component: extracellular region. The transcript has 5 exons. Gene Ontology annotation, molecular function: calcium ion binding. The coding region runs from base 11 to 697 and encodes 228 amino acids. NCBI's taxonomy places the organism in Eukaryota, Metazoa, Chordata, Aves, Psittaciformes, Psittacidae.
AUACCACACCAUGCUUGUGUCUUUGGUUCUGCUGUGUCAACUACACGGGAUGAUGUUUGCGUUUCCUUACUGCACAGGGACGUUAAAUAGCUUGAAGCAACCUGAGCAUAAAGACGUGUUCACAUCAGAAAAGGAGGCAAAUUUGUUCAUUGGACGCCGUCUUCUGUAUAACAGAUUUGAUUUUGAGGCAUUCACCCCAGAUAACCUGGAAAGAGAAUGCCUUGAAGAGCUGUGCAAUUAUGAAGAAGCCAGAGAAAUUUUUGAAGACCCUGAUAAAACGAUGGAUUUUUGGAAAGACUAUUCAACUAAAGGCCCUAAAAUAAAACUAGGUGAUGAGACACUACAAAAGAUAAAUGUUACAGGACUUCUCAUCAGUCUUGUUGCUGCUGGAGUACUGUUAGUUAUAACUGUACUGCUUACCUUCUACUGCUGCAAAAGUAGAUGCAAAUCAAGGCAACCACCAGGGUACUUGGAUUACAUAAGAAGUAGAAGACGGAAUUCAUCUAGCAUCUUCAGAAGGCAUGAAGAAUUUUCUUUAAAUCCACUUCCUCUUGGAAUGGAUGAUUCAUCACUACCAACUUAUGAGCAAGCAGUUACUUCAGAUGGACAACACCACAACAUGCCACCACCCCCUUAUCCAGGGCCCCCAAACUGGGCACGGGUGUUUAAGAAGUCUAUGUCACUUCCUGGUCCUUAGUCACCAGCCUCCUUUGGGGUGAGAGGGCAUUACUGGCACAUAACAUACUUUUCUAGAAAGUGUGCACUACCUUGCAUAUUGCAAGACAGUUUACAGAAAUCUUUAGCACAACUAGGAGCACAUGAAGGUCCCAGUUGGGAAGAGAGGUGAUCUGUUGCAAAGGCUGCGGGACUAUGCUUUGCACAAGGUUAUUGUGCCAAGAGGAGGGAAUGCAUAAAGAGGAGGGA